GCACUGCGAAGUAUCGAGACUGGAGUCGGCUACCAAUCGUCCAUCGACAACAACAACGUGUUAUUUUCCCUCUUGUUGAUAAAUAAAAAAAAGUAAAUCAAAUUGUAAAUACACUCUGGCGUGGGAGAAGCACCAUCGCGACUAUCAGCAAGGAACGGGAGAAUCGUAGAGGACAGUGAAGCGUUGCUAAUUAGACGAAACCAGCGGCAGCAGCAAUCGAAGUACAAAGCAAAAUCAUCAAACCCCCGGAAAAAACCGCUCCUAUCCAUUAAGUGCAAAGUUUGCAGCAUUCUCACUAGACAAUACGACCAAGUAUUAUACGGCGGAAGAGGAAUACACAAAUAAGGAUUCUACAGGAUCAGCAAUAUAAUCAGCAACAGAGACUCGCUACAAUGGCUGCCAACAAUUUGCGACAGAUUCCGCUCACCUGCAGCGGACACACGCGACCCGUGGUCCAUCUGGACUUCAGCGACAUCGUCGACAGCGGUUACUUUCUCAUCUCGGCGUGUAAAGAUGGCAGCCCGAUGCUGAGGCAUGGCGAUACCGGCGAUUGGGUGGGCACCUUCGAAGGACACAAGGGUGCCGUGUGGAAUGCCACCCUUAACCGGAACGCCACUUUGGCCGCCUCUGGAGCGGCGGAUUUCACCGGCAAGGUGUGGAAUGCGGUGAGCGGAGCCGAGAUCCACAGUUUCCAGCACAAGCACAUUGUCAAGAGCGUGGCCUUCGAUGCGGACUCCGAGAACAUAGUGACGGGCAGCAACGAGAAGCUGGUGAGGGUCUUCAAUCUGGAGCAACCGGAGGCACAGCCGGAGGAGUAUGCGGGGCACACGGGCGCCAUUAAGCGAGCGCUCUUUUGUCGCGGCGACAAGUGCAUCAUCUCGGCGGCCGAGGAUAAGACGGUGCGUCUGUGGGAUCGCAUGACGGGCAUUGAAGUGCAGCGUCUGCAGUUCCCCAGCAACCCGAACAGCCUGGAAAUCUCGCGGGACAAUCAUAUACUGACCAUAGCGCAUGGCUCGUCCAUUAGCUUCUGGGAGAUUGACACGCUAAAGAAGCUUAAGGAGGUGAAAGUGCCGACGAACGUCUCGUCGGCUAGUUUGCAUCCGGACAAGCAUGUCUUUGUGUGCGGCGGCGAGGACUUUAAGAUGUACAAGUUCGAUUAUAUAACAGGAAACGAAAUUGAAUCCUUCAAGGGCCACUUUGGACCCGUGCACAGCGUGAAAUUCAGUCCCGAUGGCGAGCUAUAUGCCAGUGGCUCCGAGGAUGGCACUCUCCGGCUGUGGCAGACGACCGUAGGCAAGACCUAUGGCCUGUGGAAGUGCACGGAGCCCACGGACAUGGGCAACUCUAUUAGCUCGCCGCGUGAAGUCCAAGCGAACUGAUGUUGGCGGAGCAGGAGUCGCUGCUAUACGCCCCAUGCCGCUGCACGUGAUUCGGAGCUACUACGGCUGAGAUCCGAUUAUCAAGAAGAGAACAACUCGUAACGAUUUUUCAUAUUCCAACGCUGAACUCUCAUUGGCAUUAAAUGAUAAUCACACACACAAAAACUACAUUGUGAGAAAUGCAAUAGAAAUAAAUAACUUAAGAGUC
This is a messenger RNA of Drosophila kikkawai, 1587 nucleotides long. RefSeq names its product serine-threonine kinase receptor-associated protein wmd (gene wmd). Gene Ontology annotation, biological process: spliceosomal snRNP assembly. Gene Ontology annotation, molecular function: RNA binding; protein binding. Lineage: Eukaryota; Metazoa; Arthropoda; Insecta; Diptera; Drosophilidae. Gene Ontology annotation, cellular component: SMN complex. The record is from RefSeq and is a predicted model, not a curated record.